GCACCUGCUGCCGGGGGCAGGUGAUGGUGGCAGGUGUCAGCCCUGUGGGGGGAGCCAUUUCCCAGCCCCCCUGCCCUAGAGCGUGGGGCCAGGCUGCUCCCCGCCUGCGUCCCUAGCUGGGGGGGUCUGGAUCGGUUCCAACCCCACCGUUUCCCCGGGCCCCAUUGCGGGCCGGUGGGAGGGGGGGGGUGGAAAGAAACUUUCUAAGUGUCUUUAAAAAUCCUAGUGGCUCCUGGUUCCCUCCUGCCUAGCCGGGCUCCCCCCCGCGCCAGGCGAACGCAGACAUCGGGGAGGGGGGAGAGGGCUGGACCCAACUCAGCUCCCCCCUCCCCGCUGGGCCCCUCGGGAGGGGAAAGGCUAAAGCCGGCUUCUGGAUCCCUGCGGGCCCAUCCCCCUGCUGAGCCGCUUAGUCAGGCCGGUUCUCAUUCCUCGGCUGCUUGAGAUUCCCCAAGAUUCCUGCCCCGGGGCGCUCCCCUCCGGGAUGGGGCGUCUUGGGGUGUGACGAUCUCACCGGAGUCUGGGUGGGCCAGAGGCAGCAGAACAGACUUGGGGGUUGGGUCUGGACACUUCUAGCGGGGUUAGUUGUUCCCUGGCCCGCCGGCCCGGUGCUGAUCCACCCCCCUGCCCAGGAGCGGGCCAUAUCCUAGUGGCGGUUUGGGUGGGGUGGGGUGGUGAACUGGGGGAGAGUGGAUGGGGCUGGAAGGACCCACCCGAGGUGCGGCUUGAGCCUGCUGGGGAAGGCUGGGCGGGCCACGGUACCGCUGGGAAGAUGAGCCUCGUCCUGGGCCCGUACGGCGAGGGCGCCGAGACGCUGCUUCACGGGGAGUUUGGGGCUUACCCCUCCAAGGGCUCCCGCUACGCCCUCAGCCUAACCCAGACGGCGCUGCACAUCCAGCGGCUAGUGCCCAAGCCGGAGACGGACCAGCGCACCGUGGUGCCCCUGGCCGAGGUGGUGGGCUGCCACACGCUGCGCAGCCGGGCGCCAGCCGACCGGGCGGCGUAUUUCUCGGUCUACGCCUACCCGCUGAAGAAGAGGAAGGUGGCGGUGGGGUCGGGGCGCGGGCGGCAGAGAGCGGCACGGACCUUCCAGGUGGAUGGGGCCGACGACUACGAGAAGAACCAAGUGGUGGCGGAGAAAUGGGCGGCUGCCAUCAAGUGCCUGGUGCUGGGUAUCCCCAUCUCCAGUGACACAGACAUCGCUCCCAGCCUCCUGCCACGCCCACGCCGGCUACUGCUGCUGCUGAACCCGUUUGGGGGCAGGGGCCUGGCCCUCCAGUGGUGCCAGACCCACGUGCUGCCCAUGAUCACGGAGGCGGACAUCAGCUUCAACUUGAUCCAGACAGAGAGGCCAAACCACGCCCGGGAGCUGGUGAAGGGCAUCAACCUGGCAGAAUGGGAUGGGAUCGUCGCCAUCUCGGGGGAUGGGCUCCUAUAUGAGGUUCUCAACGGGCUGAUGGAGCGCCCCGACUGGGAGCAGGCGAUCAAGAUGCCGGUUGGGAUUUUACCGAGUGGUUCGGGGAACGCCUUGGCCGGAGCCAUCAACUGUAAUGCCGGCAGGCUGGAGCAGGUGCUGGGCCUGGAGCUGCUGCUGAACUGCGCCCUGCUGCUGUGCCAUGCGGCUGUGGCCCCGCUGGACCUGGUGGCCGUCACCACGGCCUCGGGCGCCCGCUGCUUCUCCUGCCUCAGCGUGGCCUGGGGCUUCGUCUCGGACGUGGACAUCGAGAGCGAGAAGUACCGGCACAUGGGCGCCGCCCGCUUCACGCUGGGCACUCUGGUGCGCCUGGCCUCCAUGCACACUUACCGCGGGCGCCUCUCCUACCUGCCCGCCGCCGACGCCACCGCCCACCGGCCCAUCUCCCGCAGCAUCACCGUGGCCCCCAACGGCCGCCUGCCCCUGCAGCGCCUGCCCUUGCACCGCGCCCUGUCCGACAUGGGGCUGUGUGAGGAGCGCCACGCCUUCCGGGGGGCUGAGCCAGCUCCCGCGCCCUGCCCCUCGCCCGGCUCCCCGCCCCCCUCCUCCGCCUCCGUCCUGCCCCCGCCCAGCUUCUCCUUCGAGCCCAGGCCGAGGGAGCUGCCGGCCGGCGGGGCGGGUGAGGCCCAGGUGGGCGGUCCUCCAGACGAGCUGUUGGUGCCACUGGGGCAGCCGGUGCCCGGCUCCUGGGUGACGGUGGAGGACGACUUUGUGCUGGUGCUGGCCAUCUACCAGAGCCACCUGGGGGCCGACCUCUUCGCCGCCCCCUUCGCCCGCUUCGACGACGGGCUCAUCCACCUCUGCUUCAUCAAAGCCGGCAUCUCCCGCGCCGCCCUGGUCCGCCUCUUCUUGGCCAUGGAGAAGGGCAGCCACUUCGAGCAGGAGUGCCCCCAUCUCGUCCACGUGCCCGUCCGGGCCUUCCGCCUGGAGCCCCUCACCCGCAAGGGCAUCCUGACCGUGGACGGUGAGCGGGUGGAAUACGGCCCCAUCCAGGGCCAGGUGCAUCGGGCCCUCGCCAGACUUAUCACCGGCGUCAACCGCCUCAAGAUCGCCACCGGCUGAUGACCCCGGCUGGGCGCAGAGAGAGGGGCCCCAGUCCCCUCUCCGGCCAGCUUGUUUCAGGGGGUAGCCAGAAACGGCUGGAAGGGGACGUGCUGCCCUCCCUCCUGGCGGCAGGGGGCGCAGCGGGGACCAAGCCGCGCUGCCCCUGCCCGGCUCCUGCCUAAAGCUGUUUAUUUAUUGCUUUGAUCCUGGCAUCACCCACUGAGUGAAUGUAACGCAGGGGCGUGACCCCCUGUGGGAGGGGAGGGGGUGUUUCCCACCAUGGGGGGGUCACAGGCGCGAAAGGAAAGGGGGGAUGGGCUACGUGGGGCCCUUUUUUCAUCUCUACC
Molecule: messenger RNA, 2862 nt
Organism: Malaclemys terrapin pileata
Lineage: Eukaryota; Metazoa; Chordata; Testudines; Emydidae
Gene: SPHK2
Product: sphingosine kinase 2
Exons: 5
Coding region: 770-2533 (587 amino acids)
Biological process (GO): sphingosine biosynthetic process; positive regulation of apoptotic process; sphinganine-1-phosphate biosynthetic process
Cellular component (GO): intracellular membrane-bounded organelle; membrane; cytoplasm
Source: RefSeq, a predicted model, not a curated record